ACACAGAAGCUGAAGAUAAAACGCUGUGUUCUCGCACUCAAGGAACCGAAGCAGUGCCAAUGAAUUCUCUAAUCCAGGAGCUCAGUGCCGCCUGCGGCUGCGCCAUGGCCAGGAAGAGGGCCGCGGAGGAGCACGCGCUGGGCGUCCCGGUCAACAAGAGGAAGUCCCUGCUAAUGAAGCCGCGCCACUACAGCCCCAGCGUGGACUGCAAAGAAGACCGAGACGACAGGCCUGAGGACAGCAGCCCCUCGGAGGCCAGCGACCGCCCCACUGCAGAAGAAGUUGUGAUGAAAGCUACUGACGACAAACUUCACCCGACUGCACAAGAAAAGCCCCACAGGAAGGAAGACAGAUACGCUUGUUACCAAGAGCUUGUGGUCAAAUCUUUAAUGCACUUGGGGAGAUUAGAAACAAAUAUGUCUGUUCAGACCCCAAGUGAAAACUUAAAUGACAGUGGCAUUCAGUCUCUAAAGGCGGAGAGUGACGAAGCAGACGAUUGCUUUAUGAUUCAUUCUGAAGAUGGAAGAGACAAAACCGAAGGUUCCCAGCCUCCAUUCUGCUCCUCCUCUGACAACGAGAGUAACUCGGAUGGUGCAGACAAUGGCUGGGACAGCGGUUCCAACUCCUCCGAUGAAACCAAAACACACAGAGUCCCAAAGUUUGUGUUGACAGAGGGUAACAAAGACCUCUUGGAAGUCCCUGAAAUAAAAGCUGAAGGCGACAAGUUUAUCCCUUGUGAGAACAGAUGUGACUCUGAAACAGAAAGGAAGGACCCUCAGAAUGCUCCCAUGGAAGCCCCAGAAGGCAAAGCCCAGCCUUCCUUCCCUGAGGUCCAUGAAGAAAACGGCGAAAGCCUGGCAGUGAUGACAGAAGACUCGAGUGAGCUGGAGAAGGCCAAGGGGAACUUAAGUCUGCUGGAGCAGGCCAUAGCACUGCAGGCCGGGCGAGGCUGUGUUUUCCACAGCACCUACAAAGAGCUGGACAGGUUCUUACUGGAGCACCUGGCAGGAGAGAGGAGGCAAACCAAAGUUAUCGACCUGGGUGGAAGACAGAUCUUUAACAACAAACAUUCACCAAGGCCUGAAAAGAGAGAGACCAAGUGCCCCAUCCCUGGGUGCGAUGGCACAGGACACGUGACGGGGCUCUACCCUCACCAUCGCAGCCUUUCGGGGUGCCCCCACAAAGUGCGGGUUCCCCUGGAAAUUCUCGCCAUGCAUGAGAACGUGCUCAAGUGCCCCACCCCGGGAUGCACAGGAAGGGGCCACGUGAACAGCAACCGCAACACCCACCGGAGUCUUUCUGGUUGUCCAAUUGCUGCAGCUGAAAAAUUGGCCAUGUCCCAGGAUAAAAAUCAGCUAGAUUCUCCCCAAACCGGGCAGUGUCCUGACCAGCCUCACAGGACAAGCUUGGUGAAGCAAAUUGAAUUCAAUUUCCGAUCCCAAGCCAUCACCUCUCCCAGAGCCACCGGGUCAAAAGAACAAGAGAAGUUUGGAAAAGUACCCUUUGAUUACGCCAGUUUUGAUGCCCAAGUUUUUGGUAAACGUCCCCUCGUACAAAUAGGGCAAGGACGGAAAACACCACCGUUUCCUGAAUCAAAGCAUUUUUCAAAUCCAGUGAAAUUUCCUAAUCGGCUGCCUAGUGCAGGCGCCCACACACAGAGCCCUCGCCGUGCCAGCUCUCACAGCUACGGUCAGUGCAGUGAAGACACCCACAUAGCAGCAGCUGCUGCCAUCCUGAACCUCUCCACCCGCUGCAGGGAAGCCGCAGACAUUCUCUCCAACAAACCGCAGAGUCUGCAUGCCAAGGGGGCCGAGAUAGAAGUGGAUGAAAAUGGCACGUUGGACUUAAGCAUGAAGAAAAAUCGAAUCCUAGACAAGGCGGCACCCCUAGCUCCCUCUGUCACUUCUAUUCCAACUCCGUCCUCUUCCCCGUUCAAGACGAGCAGCCUUCUGGUCAACGCGGCGUUCUAUCAGGCUCUUUGUGACCAGGAGGGCUGGGACGCACCUAUCAACUACAGCAAAGCGCACGGGAAGACAGAGGAGGAGAAAGAGAAAGACCCAGUGAACUCUCUAGAAAAUUUAGAAGAAAAGAAGUUUCCCAGUGAGGCCUCUAUACCAAGCCCCAAACCCAAGCUCCAUGCAAGAGAUCUCAAAAAAGAACUCAUCACCUGUCCGACGCCGGGAUGUGAUGGGAGUGGCCAUGUCACAGGGAACUAUGCGUCUCACCGCAGUGUUUCUGGGUGUCCUUUAGCAGAUAAGACUCUCAAGUCUCUCAUGGCUGCCAACUCUCAGGAGCUCAAAUGUCCAACCCCAGGUUGCGAUGGUUCAGGGCACGUGACUGGAAACUAUGCUUCCCACAGAAGCUUGUCCGGCUGCCCUCGAGCAAGGAAAGGUGGUGUCAGAAUGACCCCUACCAAGGAAGACAAAGACGACCCUGAACUUAAAUGUCCUGUGCUAGGGUGUGACGGCCAAGGUCACAUAUCAGGUAAAUACACAUCACACCGCACAGCUUCUGGCUGUCCCCUGGCUGCCAAGAGACAGAAGGAGAAUCCUCUCCAUGGGGCCCCCCUCUCCUGGAAACUGAACAAACAAGAGCUGCCACACUGUCCCUUGCCAGGCUGCGACGGGCUGGGCCAUGUAAACAAUGUCUUUGUCACCCACAGAAGCUUGUCCGGAUGCCCUCUCAAUGCACAAGCCAUCAAAAAGGGGAAAGUCUCGGAAGAACUAAUGACCAUCAAGCUCAAAGCUAGUGGGGGUAUAGAGAGUGAUGAAGAAAUUAGGCAUUUGGAUGAAGAAAUAAAGGAACUGAAUGAAUCCAACCUUAAAAUUGAAGCAGAUAUGAUGAAACUUCAGACCCAGAUCACGUCUAUGGAGAGCAACCUGAAGACCAUCGAGGAGGAGAACAAGCUGAUCGAGCAGAACAACGAGAGCCUGCUGAAGGAGCUGGCCGGCCUGAGCCAGGCGCUCAUCUCCAGCCUCGCCGACAUCCAGCUGCCGCAGAUGGGACCUAUCAGUGAGCAGAAUUUUGAAGCUUAUGUAAAUACACUCACAGACAUGUACAGCAACCUGGAACGGGACUAUUCCCCGGAAUGCAAAGCUCUACUGGAAAGUAUCAAGCAGGCAGUGAAGGGUAUCCAUGUGUAGGAUCGCGGCGCUGCGGGGCAGCAGAAAUCACCAACAGCAGUAAGCUCCAGAUGGAUCUGUUAGGGGUUCGCGUACUGCUAAGGCCUGGAGAUUGCCGCACCUGUAUUUACAAUUGCAACAUUGCACUAAUUUCCCC
This is a messenger RNA of Tupaia belangeri chinensis (Chinese tree shrew), 3279 nucleotides long. RefSeq names its product ST18 C2H2C-type zinc finger transcription factor. Gene Ontology annotation, molecular function: DNA-binding transcription factor activity, RNA polymerase II-specific; zinc ion binding; RNA polymerase II cis-regulatory region sequence-specific DNA binding. Gene Ontology annotation, biological process: regulation of transcription by RNA polymerase II. NCBI's taxonomy places the organism in Eukaryota, Metazoa, Chordata, Mammalia, Scandentia, Tupaiidae. Gene Ontology annotation, cellular component: nucleus. The record is from RefSeq and is a predicted model, not a curated record. The transcript is spliced from 20 exons. Bases 60 to 3143 code for a protein of 1027 amino acids.